CAUUGAUGGCUAUAUAUGGAGAGAGACAGAAGAGACAGAAAGAAGAGAGAAAAUAUGGAUUACUCAACCUUGUUUCUGUGGAUUUCUUUAGCAUGGGCAUUCAUCCAUAUCGUCCUCCUUGCAAAAGAAAAGUCCAGUGCACACAAGCUCCCACCAGGCCCCAUUCCUCUUCCCAUCAUUGGAAGCCUGUUCAAGCUCGGUCACAAACCCCAUGACUCACUCGCCAGGCUCGCCAAGAUCUAUGGCCCGAUCAUGACUUUGAGACUGGGUCGUGUCUUAACAGUUAUUGCUUCAUCGGCAGACAUGGCCAAAGAGGUCCUCCAAAAGAAUGAUCAGGCCUUGUCCGGUAGAACGGUUGUUGAUGCAGUCCGCGCCCAAAACUACCAUGAAUCUACAAUGGGGUGGCAACCAGCGAACUCUAAUUGGCGGAAGCUCCGAAUGAUGUACAACACACAAAUGUUCACUGCCCAAAGGCUCGACGCCAAUCAAGCCCUCCGUCGCCAGAAGGUCCAAGAGCUCAUCGCUCACAUGCGCCAGAGUUGCCUGGGGGGACAGGUGGUGGAUAUUGGCCGGGCCGCUUUCGUGACCACUCUCAAUUUGUUGUCAAACAGCAUCUUCUCCGUCGAUUUAGUUAAUCCCAGCUCCGAGUCUGUGCAAGAGUUCAAGGAUGCGGUGCAUGGAAUUAUGGAAGAGGCUGGGAAGCCGAAUCUAUCGGACUACUUCCCAUUGCUGAGGCCAUUGGACCCGCUAGGCAUAAGACGCCGCAUGACAGCCCACUUCAAAAAAUUGUAUCAGAUUUUUGAUAAGAUGAUCGACGAGCGUCUACAGUUUAGAGCAUCAUCUGAAUCUCCCAGAAUGAAUGAUUUUCUUGAUGUUCUUCUCGAUCAAAGCCAUGAAAAUGAGCUCAGUCGCAGCGACAUCAAUGCUUUACUCACGGAGAUAUUUUCGGCGGGGAGCGACACAAGCUCGAGCACAAUAGAAUGGGCCAUGGCAGAGUUGCUGCGUAACCCAAAUGUCCUGGCAAAGGCUCGGUCAGAGCUCAUCCAAACCAUUGGAUCGGAACAUCAGGUGGAGGAAUCAGACAUAGCUCGACUCCCAUAUAUACAAGCCAUCGUGAAGGAAACGUUGCGGUUGCACCCACCGGUCCCACUCCUCAUCCCUCACAGAGCUGAAACUGGUGUUGAAAUUUGUGGUUGCACCAUUCCCAGGCAUACACAGGUAUUCGUCAAUGUGUGGGCCAUAGGAAGAGAUCCAUCGAUCUGGAGGGACCCCACUUCAUUUAAGCCAGAGAGGUUUGUGGGGUCCGAAAUUGAUUUACGAGGCCGUGAUUUUGAGCUUAUGCCUUUUGGAGCGGGCCGUAGGAUAUGCCCGGGCUUGCCGCUGGGCCUUCGGAUGGUGAAUCUAAUGCUGGCCUCUCUAUUGCAUUCGUUCGGUUGGAAGCUACCAGAUGGGGUGGGCCCACAGGAUAUGGACAUGAGUGAUAAGUUUGGGAUCACCCUUCAGAUGGCUGUCCCACUUCGUGCUAUCCCCGUACAAGCAGUUUAACAUCCAUUAGAGUGGUUAGUUUCAUACAAUGGUGUUGAAUAUGACGAUCGUUGUAUACAUGUACUUCAAUCCAAACAGUCCAAAUCGUGGGUCCAGUUAAGGUGCAAUAGUAGUUUACGGUGAAACAAACGAUGGUCCAUUAACAAGAGGUUGGGAUCGUCGAAGCAAUCCAAUUUAGAGAAAGUGGCCCGUAUAAGGUGGGGCUCACAUGAUGGAGAGUAUGGAUUGAGAUAUGUAUCUGCCAUGUGUACAGUGGUUGUGUACGAAUAAUCAUGGCUACGGUCUACCGAAGUAUUAUUGUUUUUCUUUCA
Molecule: messenger RNA, 1856 nt
Organism: Magnolia sinica
Lineage: Eukaryota; Viridiplantae; Streptophyta; Magnoliopsida; Magnoliales; Magnoliaceae
Product: geraniol 8-hydroxylase-like
Exons: 2
Coding region: 16-1545 (509 amino acids)
Molecular function (GO): oxidoreductase activity, acting on paired donors, with incorporation or reduction of molecular oxygen; monooxygenase activity; iron ion binding
Source: RefSeq, a predicted model, not a curated record